Molecule: messenger RNA, 1035 nt
Organism: Argiope bruennichi
Lineage: Eukaryota; Metazoa; Arthropoda; Arachnida; Araneae; Araneidae
Product: DNA excision repair protein ERCC-8-like
Exons: 4
Coding region: 1-1035 (344 amino acids)
Biological process (GO): protein polyubiquitination; transcription-coupled nucleotide-excision repair; proteasome-mediated ubiquitin-dependent protein catabolic process
Cellular component (GO): nucleotide-excision repair complex; Cul4A-RING E3 ubiquitin ligase complex
Molecular function (GO): protein binding
Source: RefSeq, a predicted model, not a curated record
AUGCACGAAGAACGCCUUUUGCCUGAAUACAUUGUGCCUACAGUAAAGUUUGGCGGGGGUGAAAUUAUGAUCUGGGAUGUUUCUUACGGUUUGGCUAAGACACUUGAUCCCAAUUCAUGUCGAAUGCUGGCUGGAGCUUCAAACGGCGACAUUAACAUUUAUACUUGGAAUAUUAACUCUGGAACCUAUACCACUGAUCUGAAAAAGAUUUUGGGGAGGAGGCCUUCUGAACGAAUGGAAUAUAAAACAGUUCAGUGGCACACCUUUAACUGCAAUAAAUUUCUGGCAACUGACCGGGACAGAGAAAUUAAGAUAUUUGACGUAAAUAAUGACUCGAACGCUGAAAUUAAAAUGUGUUUCGAUAUCAAUAUUUCCGGUUUUAACAUGUCCUCAGGGGCUAACAAAAAUCUUAUUGCAGUUGCCAGGAAAGAUCCUUAUAUACAUAUCAUAGAUAUCAGAUCGUCGCCUACAAUUUGUCUAUCGGUUGAAGCCUCUCCAGUUGCAGUUUCUUCCGUGAGAUGGUCAACCAAAUCUGAUGAAAUAUUUGCAAUUGGUAGUGUUGAUGGCACUAUUUCUCUCUGGGAUUUUCGAUUUCCUGAACAAAGUCUGGGUGGACCACUGAAAAAAGAAAACUCCACAACUGCUCAUGAUGGUGAAGUCGACAGCCUAAGGUUUACCAAUGAUGGACUAUUCCUGGUGUCCCAUGGACUUGACAAUCGCAUACAUGUUUGGAAUGCGACUUCAGGAAAAGCCUUUGAUGUCGAUUUUGGUGCAAUACCAUCUGCAAGAAAACCUUAUCCAGUGUCAAUUGAUAUGUGCUACGAUUCUAAACCCCCAGUUCUUUUUGUUCCUAGCAGAGACUGUAUUAUUAUGUAUAAUCUUUUUACUGGGGAUAGAAUUAAAACGUUAAUGGGCCACACUAAUUUUGUCUCUUGCUGCGCUUAUCGAUCUUCAUCAAAUGAACUAUUUAGUGCUGGAACGGAUCAGAAAAUAUUAUUGUGGACCCCAAGAGGUCACAUACAGAUGGAAGAAUGA